Messenger RNA from Elaeis guineensis (African oil palm), 1432 nucleotides. Its product is annotated as glycosyltransferase BC10-like. Lineage: Eukaryota; Viridiplantae; Streptophyta; Magnoliopsida; Arecales; Arecaceae. Gene Ontology annotation, molecular function: glycosyltransferase activity. Gene Ontology annotation, cellular component: membrane. The record is from RefSeq and is a predicted model, not a curated record.
ACCAACCUUUCGCACCCUGCUCUCUCUAUUAAUUCUCACUCAUUCUAGAAGCUUAAACAAUAGUGAAAGCUAUCGAUGACGAACCAGCAGCAAAAACAAUCUCCACGUCCUUCCAUGCUCUCCUCUUCCAGUUCCCAGCUCUUCCGAUUUCUCUCGAACUUCCUUCUCUUUGGCCUCGGUCUAGCCGUCGGGUUCAUCUCCAGCUUUUACCUCAAAGCCAUCCCCUUCCCUCUCCAAGCAUCCAAAAUAUCCUUCCUCUCUUCACCUCCAUCUCCAGUACUGCCGCCACCGUCGCCACAACCAGUAGUCCCCAAUGUGACCUCCGUUGCUAAGGAGCGUGUGGGACUAAAGGGAUAUGUGGAGCCAAUCAAGGUCAUGCAUGACAUGACCGACGAGGAGUUGCUAUGGAGGGCGUCGAUGGUGCCGAGGAUCAAAAGCCAUCCCUACCGCCGAGUUCCUAAGGUUGCUUUCUUGUUUCUCACUAGGGGCCCGCUUGCCUUCUCUCCACUAUGGGAGAUGUUCUUCAAAGGACAUGAAGGAUUCUAUUCAAUCUACGUGCACGCCGAUCCUUCCUUCAACGAGUCAGCACCGGAGGGUUCGGUGUUCCAUGGCCGGAGAGUCCCUAGCAAGGUGGUGAAGUGGGGGCAAUUAAGCAUGAUGGAAGCUGAACGCCGCCUAUUAGCAAAUGCCCUACUCGACUACUCAAACCAGCGCUUCAUCCUCCUUUCCGAAUCAUGCAUUCCUCUCUUCAACUUCUCCACCAUUUACUCCUACCUCAUUAACUCUACCCAAACCUAUGUCAGUUCCUACGAUGAUCCGGGGCCUAACGGCCGUGGUCGAUACAAUAUUAGAAUGAAACCACGUGUGAAGUUGCAAGAAUGGCGCAAAGGCUCUCAGUGGUUUGAGGUGGACCGGGCCCUUGCAAUUGAGAUAAUUUCUGAUGAAAAAUAUUUUCCUGUCUUUAAGAAAUACUGCAGGCCCUCGUGCUACGUUGACGAACAUUAUUUGUCAACAUUUGUGAGCAUGAGAUUUUGGUGGAGAAAUGCGAAUAGGAGCUUGACUUGGGUUGAUUGGUCAAAAGGGGGGCCACACCCAGCAAGGUUUGGAAGAUUGGAUGUGACAACUGAGUUAUUGGAGAGGAUGAGAAAUGGGAGUACAUGCAAUUAUAAUGGCAGGACUACGAGCGUUUGCUUCUUAUUUGCUAGGAAGUUCCUACCAAACUCCUUGACUCGGUUGAUGAGAUUUGCUCCAAGAGUUUUGGGCUUUCAAACUUAGGAGAUCCAUCAAAGAUGGCCAUGAAGACCCAUAAUGAUUGUUUAUAAGGAAAAGUAGCUUGCACAGGGAAAAGAUUUUUUGAACCAAAUUUUUUGCAAUUGUUGUAAUAAAGAAACCUAAAUUAAGGUUGCCCUCAAAAGAUAGCGUUCUUUUAUUC